GUCCAAGUGAAUAACGACGUCGAAUCAAACGCGAGCGAUGGUUUUGGACCAAACGAUUCGUCGUUAUACCUGAGGCGACCUUCGUCGAGAAGUGACUCGGACGAUCGCAAGGCUCACACAUGGUGUUUCAACGACGUCUCAGUUUAUGUACGGCCUUCAUCAAGAAAAGAUUGCUAGCGCGCGCGCGCGCGUGCGCUCACGUAUAUCUGCACCUACGCGACGUUCGUUCAAACAGUUCUCGACCGCGUAGCUUCGCUUUUCUACAAUUCACCGAUCGUCUUGAAUCCUGCAAUACUCUGAAACGAGUAUAUUUCUCUGAAACAAGAUUAUGGAGGACGAAGGAGAUUGGCUUAUCGAUACCUCUAACGGCGUGUUUCAAAGUCAUUACAUUCUUGGCGAGAUAAUCGGCAGAGGUUCCAUUUCCACGAUACAUAGUUGUCUUUACAAAGGACGAAAAAAAUAUGCCUGCAAGAUAAUACCGAAGUCGCGCAUGAUAAAGGAAGAAACGCGAGCGAGAAUUAAGACUCUUCUAAAGAUUCAUCAUGAAAACAUCGUGACGGUGAGGGAGAUCUACGAGGACACUCGUCGCCUCUACAUGGUAGGGGAUUUGGCGUCCGGUGGAGAAUUGCUUGAACGGCUCGCAUCUCGCAAAGAAUAUUCAGAGAGGGAUGCUGCGAAAGCAGCAAGAGAUGCACUGGCUGCACUUGAGUAUAUUCACGGGAUGGGAGUUUGUCACGGAAGUGUACGUCCUGAAAAAUUCCUUUACGCCACCGAACACGAGAAUUCUCGCCUACUUCUCACCAGCAUAGGAAUAUCAAAGUUUUUGCCAAACAGCUACAACAUAUUGUAUUGCGCACCGGAAGUCAUAAAUACCGGCAUUAUUUGCCCUGCGGCUGACAUAUGGAGUCUCGGAGUUGUUAUUUACAUUAUGUUGUGCGGUUUUGAGCCAACUCGGGAAGCUCGGGAAACUUUAUUUCCAUCUCCCUACUGGGAUGACAAGACGGAUGAAGCGAAAGAUCUAAUCACUGAGCUUAUGCAGGAGUGUCCAGAGAAGAGACCUACGGCAAGGGAUCUUUUAAAUAAUGUUUGGAUCUCCGGAGAAACAAAUGCAGAACACUCGAUGACUGAUGCAGUCAAACAUCUUCGACAAUUCAACGCUCGUAGAAAAUUUAAGGCCGCAACACAUGCCGUGAGAGCUACGCAUCGCGCAAUUGCACUUUCGCAUUUCCAUCAAGAAAUAACCCAAACAGCAAAAUGACUUCAAUUUGCGGUGACUUGGAGUUCGACAUAAAAAAUCAAUUGAAAUUAUCACUGAGCUCAAUGAAAUGGCAAGUUGAGAAAAUCCCUUUCGAAGAGGCUCGAUUCCAAAGAAAUAACGAGCUCUGUAAUCUCACAUUCUCCUGCAGUUCGCGACACAACGAGAUAAUAGUUACCUCGACUCACAGCUGGCAGCACCCUAGAUGUUCCGCCAGUACGUCAGAUUUGCGCGGCAUCGGACACACGUGGAUACCUCAUCUAUUUAUCUUCAGUCAACAAGACUGUUUUGAUGAACUUUUGAUCUUGGUCUCGCCCAGUUUUACUGCGCCAUCUCUGAACUAUUCCACGAAACAGCAAUAUAAAAUCAAUGUGCAGCUAUACCAAUUGAGAAAUAUCGUCGACAAAUAACUGUGUCCGUAAAGACAAGAAAUAUUAUUGUUUUAGGACCCUCACUUUUCUGAAAUAUAUUUGUACAUUGCGUA
Messenger RNA from Cephus cinctus (wheat stem sawfly), 1739 nucleotides. Its product is annotated as calcium/calmodulin-dependent protein kinase type IV. Lineage: Eukaryota; Metazoa; Arthropoda; Insecta; Hymenoptera; Cephidae. The transcript is spliced from 10 exons. Gene Ontology annotation, molecular function: calcium/calmodulin-dependent protein kinase activity; ATP binding; calmodulin binding. Bases 329 to 1258 code for a protein of 309 amino acids. Gene Ontology annotation, cellular component: nucleus; cytoplasm. Gene Ontology annotation, biological process: intracellular signal transduction; peptidyl-serine phosphorylation; protein autophosphorylation. The record is from RefSeq and is a predicted model, not a curated record.